Paralichthys olivaceus (Japanese flounder) is the source of this 2952-nucleotide messenger RNA. RefSeq names its product kinesin family member 25 (gene kif25). Gene Ontology annotation, molecular function: ATP binding; microtubule binding; microtubule motor activity. Gene Ontology annotation, cellular component: microtubule cytoskeleton. The record is from RefSeq and is a predicted model, not a curated record. Gene Ontology annotation, biological process: microtubule-based movement. NCBI's taxonomy places the organism in Eukaryota, Metazoa, Chordata, Actinopteri, Pleuronectiformes, Paralichthyidae.
CUGUGGUUUGGCUGCAGUGCUGCUGGAGGCCUCCAUUAGGCUCUAAUCGGAUUAUUUGACUUGAGAGGACACGACAUGUUCAGAUGAGAAGGAAAGAGGUGAGGAGGAAGAUCUUUCUCUACCUCCUCUACCUCCUCUCUGGCUUUCUUUUUUAUUGCAGGCAAGUCAAAAUGCCUCUCUUCAUUAACCGGGACCAGAUAUUUGCACACCAGGUUCAUCUGCUGGAGCACAAACUGAGGAGUAAAGAAGAGCGAAUACUGGAGCUGGAGACAGAGAAUGCUAUUCUUCAUCUGAGACUCGCAGACUGUCUGGGGAAACUACGUCACGACCAUGAAGAGGAGACCAAAGCGCUGAACCAUCAUCAGCACCAGAGGGAGGUGCAGAAUGAAACCAGGGCCGGCCUCACCAAACUCCUGUCAGGAGUCCAGGAGGUGAAGCAGGACCUGAGUGAGGUGUUUGCAGUGUACGUGAGUUUUGCCACCGAGCUGGAGGAGCAGAGCAAGCAGCUGCUGGAGAAAGUGGAGCAAGUCGGCUCCUCCCAGAAAGGUCACCGUGGAGACGAGGUGCAGGACCUGCAGGCCCGUGUUGCAGCUCUGGAGCGCUCUCUGGAGGAGGAGAAGGAGAGGUGCAGGGCAGAGAGGCAGAGGAGGAAAGAACUUCACAACACAGUGGUGGAGCUGAGAGGUAACAUCCGAGUUCACUGCAGGGUGCGACCUGUUCUAUCCUUUGACCACGUCCAGACCUCUGGACCAGGUCCUGCUUCAUCUGAGGAAGUGGUCUGCGCGAUCAGUGAUGACACGGUGAUGGUGAAUUGCUUGAAGACAGGGAUGCCAGUGCAAAACAAGAUGUUUGAGUUUGAGAGGGUGCACGGACCAGAGGAUUCCCAGGACACGGUGUUUGAUGAAGUCAAGCCCCUGAUUACAUCCCUGCUGGACGGCUAUAAUGUUUGUAUCAUGGCGUAUGGACAGACAGGAAGUGGGAAGACUCACACCAUGAUGGGAUCGAACUCCCCAGAAGUGUCUUCAAAGACGCAGCAGGAGGCACAGCAGGGUAUCAUCCCCAAGGCUGCUGCUGAGCUGUUUCAGUUGAUCUCGGAGAAGCCUGCAGAGAGCCACACCGUGGAGGUGUCAGUGAUGGAAGUGUACAACAACGACGUGUUUGACCUGCUGGCUAAAGAUGAGCACGGGAACGCCUCCGGCCAGCGCAGGGACGUCAUCACCACCUCCUCUGGUACCAGCCAGGUUCCCUCCCUGACAUACGAACCUGUGUGCAGCGCCUCUGAGGUGAUGCAGAUCAUCAGCAGCAUUCUCAAACUCAGGGCUCACUGUCCCACCCUGGUUCACACCGAAUCUUCACGUUCUCACCUUAUUGUUACCCUCACCAUUUCCUCCAAGAGCCCCAAUGCACUGGCCCUGGCCCGCAGGCUGCAGAGCGCCAAGAAGGACAUGCAACGCUGUGCUCAGAAGGAGUGGUGGAGCCCACGCUGUCGCCGUGCCAACCUUUCCGCCCGCUACCCAUCUGAAGAGCUCCUGGCAAGCCCCGCCUCCUCUCCCUGCCCCUCACCUUCCCUUUCACCUUGUCCCUCCCCCAGACCCAGUAUCUCACAGACUCCGUUCAGGACCAAGCUGCAGCUGGUGGACCUGGCAGGGAGUGAGUGUGUGGGUAUGUCUGGAGUGACGGGCGCCGCUCUGUGGGAGGUGUCCUGUAUAAACCGCAGCCUCUCCGCUCUGUCUGACGUCCUGGGAGCUCUGGCCGAACAGAGACCACACAUCCCUUACAGGAACAGCAAACUGACCCAUCUACUUCAGGAUGCCAUAGGUGGCGAUGCCAAGCUGUUGGUGAUGCUGUGCGUCUCUCCCACGCAGCGCUUCAUCACAGAGUCACUGCAGUCCCUGGGGUUGGGAACGCGUGCACGCCAGGUCCAGAAGGAGCUGCCUCGACGGAAGAGCAACACCCUCAAAGUUAAGUGACGACACCAGGAAAUGUUUCAUCCUGCCAAGGCAACGUAAAUCCUGCCACAUCAUAUCAACAGUGCAGACUGGAGGGUCUAAAGAGGCAAACCUGAAAAAAUGAGUUACACUGAUUUGAGGAUUUACUGCAUAACUACAUGUGGGGAAGAAAUCAAAGUGCACAGCCUUAAACAAUACGACUGAACGCAGUUAUUAGAACUCUUUAUUCAUCACUGGGAUACACGGUGCUGCGUACUCGUUGGUAUUAAAAUCCUACACUGUACAACAAUAAAAACAUUAGUUUAAUAUACUUUCCCUUACUUCCUCUUACAUAUUUGAAUAAGUUGGUUGAUAGUUUAAAUAGGAAAUAUGUUGUAUAAUAAAUAUAAAUAUGUAGGUUUUGCCAGCAUCGAUGUACUUCUGUUUUUAAAUAGAUCUGGGUAGGGCCACCUAUGUUUUUAAUAGACUUCCUCAAACAGAGGCCUCAGCACCAAUAGAUUCAUUCAAAUAGAUCUUGGUGUUAAAUCUAUUUCAUGCAGAAUAGGCUUCAUGAAACUGCUGAAACUUUAUAACCCAUACGCUGAACCUGGUUUAGUCCAGUUGUCUGCUGGUUAGUGGUAAAUGACAGUACAAUUAUACACAGUUAGGACUUUAAUAACUUAAUUGACCUUUGUUUUUAACACUAUGUCAUCCAUGUUGUUAAAUCCAUUUUUAUCUACACCAGUAUUACGAUGCUGCUCAUGCCAAUAGUGAAUAGUGCUAUAUUGUAAAGCUUUUUGAGUCUUAUUUAUUAUUUAUGCUGUAAAUAAUUUAAAUACACGCUGCUCAUGCUAUGCCUUCUAUUUUUUAGUAUUUUGAUGCAUCUGUGUUUAUAUAAUAUUCUCAUGUAUGGUCUGUAAUCAUAACCCUUUUUGUAAAACAACACAAAUCCUUCAAACACAUUGAAAAGUCUCAGUAGAAAAUAGAAUAAUAGAAUAAUUCGUACUUUAUAAUAAACACCUGA